Notechis scutatus (mainland tiger snake) is the source of this 2458-nucleotide messenger RNA. RefSeq names its product very-long-chain enoyl-CoA reductase-like. Gene Ontology annotation, molecular function: oxidoreductase activity, acting on the CH-CH group of donors. The record is from RefSeq and is a predicted model, not a curated record. Gene Ontology annotation, biological process: very long-chain fatty acid biosynthetic process. Lineage: Eukaryota; Metazoa; Chordata; Lepidosauria; Squamata; Elapidae.
CGCUCGCCGUCGCCCGCACCGGCCGCAUCUUCCAACUCGGCAGCUGGAGGGCGCGUAACGGGAUCCCCGGCGAGAUGGGAAGCCGAAUCACCUUCUUUGAGGUGGAAAUUCUUGACUGGAAGACAAAACAACAGCUCUGCUUCCUCGAAAAGGUCGAGCCACACACUACAAUAAGUGACAUCCAGGUGAUGUUCCACAAGAUGCAUCCUCAAUGGUAUCCAGCAAGACAAUCUAUAAGGCUCGAUCCUAAAGGAAAAUCCUUGAAGAAUGAGGAAAUCCUGCAACUGCUUCCAGUUGGCACCACUGCUACUCUCUAUUUUAAAGAUUUAGGGCCGCAAAUUGGAUGGACCAUGGUAUUUUUGAUAGAAUAUACGGGCCCACUGUUCAUCUAUUUUGUGUUUUAUCUCCGUAUGCCUUUUAUCUAUGGCCAGGAUGACAGAUUUACCUCAGGCCGACAUUCAGUAGUUAACUUGGCAUGUAUCUGCCAUUCUUUCCACUACAUCAAAAGGUUGAUUGAAACAAUAUUUGUUCAUCGGUUCUCCCAUGGGACUAUGCCACUGAGGAAUAUUGUUAAGAAUUGUUUCUAUUAUUGGGGAUUUGCUGCCUGGCUUGCUUUUUAUAUCAAUCACCCUCUUUACACACCACCAUAUUAUGGACAAAAACAAGUUAAUUUUGCUCUGAUCAUGUUCCUGACAUGUGAAGCUGGAAACUUUUCUAUCCAUAUUACCCUUAGUAAUCUGAGAAGAGAUGGAAAAAGAUCCAAGACCUGUAAGAUCCCUUAUCCAACGAAGAAUCCUUUCACGUGGCUAUUUUAUUUUGUGUCUUGCCCCAAUUAUACCUAUGAGCUGGGAACAUGGAUUGGUUUUACUAUCAUGACUCAGUGCGUUCCAGUGGGAUUGUUCACCUUGCUGUGUUUCAUUCAGAUGACGGUCUGGGCAAAGGACAAACACUACACUUAUAUACGAGAGUUUAAGGACUACCCUAGUUUUAGAAUGUCCAUCAUUCCUUUCUUAUUAUAAGAACAAUGUUUUUCCCUUACUGAAUUAUAAGCAGGAAAAUGGAUGGGCAUCCAAGAAGACUGUUGACAAUGGAGCCAAGAUAUGAAAAUAAUUUAGAUUGAUUGUUUCUGAUGCAUGUUAAUACUGUGUUGCAGUGAGAGAGGCUCACAAGUCACACUUCCCUUUCUGAUAUGCAGGUUUUAGCAUUGACUCCUCUUUUUUUCCAUCAUAUUGCCUUAAGGGUCAUGAAAAACAUUCAUAUUUUAUUGUAGUUUGAUCCGCCAAGGUAACAGAUAAGUGGAUGCUUUUGAUGCUUCUUUGGGUUUGACUCUGAGGGGGAAAAAAAUCAUGAGCAUCCAUACCGCAUCCAAGAGAGAAAACAAGGUUGCAUCUGGUAUAAGAUGCUUGCUAUAGCAAGCGGUAUAGGUCAUUUAUGGGAAAUCUCUAGCCUGCAGGCCUAAUCUGGUUUAUGGGGCCAGCAUGUUACAGCCUAGGGGCCUUGGCCUUAAUCUAACCUGCACUGAAACCUGUCUCAUUCCCCCCCAUGGGCCCCUCUCAUCACUGCCCUGCUGACUGGAAGCACAUCCGGUGCAUGGCUUUCCCAGGGAAUACUCACUAUUGGCAGAUCGUCUAAGAGUUGCCUUUUGCUUCCUCUCAACAUGGAGGACCUACAUCAGCUCCAAUCAGGGUCUCCCUGCACUGUAUUUCUUUUGAUUGGGAAAUGUGCACACUUGACACAGGCAUCUAUCUGUUCCUAACCACAAUGGCGCCAAAGUGACUUAUCAAAAUAAGCAUUGUGAUACCACAAUAAAAACCCCACUUCUUCAUGCUUGCAUAGUAACAUCCAGAGAUGGGCUGCUGCUGGUUCAGACCUGUUCGCACGUACCGGUAGUUCUGACCACUGGCUGGGCCUGCCCACCUGCCCCGGUGCUAUCCUCUCCUAUAUACCUCACUCUCUGGCUCACUCGCCCUGCUCACACAGCCCAGCUGAUUCCCGCGCCUUGCCCGCUCUACUCACUGCGGCUGCCUGAGAAGGUGUGCUGGAAGCCAUGCGCAUGAAAUCACUGUGUGAACUGCGCUCACAUUUUCAGUUCUGCACUAGGCGAACCAUUUAUUAAAUUAUGUGAAGCCCACCUCUGGUAACAUCCCACAAAAUACACGAGUUUACAGUGGAAGGCACAUUUCUUCACAGCUGUCCUAUUCUUUAUAGAUACCAAUACAUACUGGACAAUUAGAAGAGCAACUUUUAGAGAAUGCACAGUGGAAAGUGUUCAAUGAAAUUUAUAACUCCCCUUAGUCCUGGAUGGUGAACUAUGUUUCCCCAUUCUCAUUCUGCAUAGAAAAGGAGUAGAGUUUUAUUUUAAACUCUACAUCCUGAAAUUAUAAUCCAUUGGGCCAAAGAAAUUCAAAUCCAAUUCCCAACCCUGGUUUAGAACAUGUUACACAGUAGAAUCACAAGG